Messenger RNA from Metarhizium album ARSEF 1941, 1884 nucleotides. RefSeq lists its product as uncharacterized. The record is from RefSeq and is a predicted model, not a curated record. Bases 1 to 1884 code for a protein of 627 amino acids. The transcript has a single exon. Lineage: Eukaryota; Fungi; Ascomycota; Sordariomycetes; Hypocreales; Clavicipitaceae.
AUGAAGUUCCCCCUCACGGCCGUUGGAGUCAUUACGGUCCUCGGCAGCGGCAAUAUUGCCGGAGCAGCGCCGCAAAACCUUUUGGCGGGUGAGGACAUAACACGCCAAGACGACAGUUGGUUCCAGGAGCACGCCAUCAAGUCUGCUGAAUACAAAAAGGACCCGAAUUUCAUCUACAACAGCUGCUACAAGACCGACUCGACUACCAAACAUGGGAACUUUCCUUGCGCCGACAACAUGCGCAAUGAGUUCACGAUCCAAGAGACUCUAGGAAAAGAGACAGAUUUCCUGAAGGAACAGCGCAUGUUUUGCACCCAAAAGGUUAUAUUGGACAAGUUGUCCUGCGGCGGCUGCAAGGAAAGAAACGGUCUGGAGCCCAAGGGGCACGACGAGGAGAACAAGAGUGAGGUUAAAUUUUUGGUGACCAAGUUCUGCAACAACACCGAGCCUAAAGGCGACAAAGAAUACUAUAUCGAGCUGUACAGAAAGUCGAAAGAAAAUACCUCCGGGGUAGGAGUAUUCAACAAGCCCCCAGAAUUCAACAAGCCCCCCGCGGGUGGAAAAAGCAUCGAUCCCCAGUACUACGUGGACAAUGCCAAGAAGUACCUGGAGCGUGAAGGCCUAAACUCGAUAAUAAGCCAGUUCGAGCCCGGGAAGCAUGUUACAAAUGCCACAAACGGGAACAGCGCACACGCGGACGGUCAGGACGGCCAGAGUCAUGGUCGUAAUGUGACAGACACGAUUCAUGUGCCUGCUAUGACACUAGUCAAGGUACCCAGCGGGACCCAAGACGGUGCGACGCCUGUUGGUGAAAAUGUCCAGGCAGCCGACAUCUCGAACGAAGCUGGUGACAAGGUGGCUGACUCGACGGUCGGGCAAAACUUGACGACUCCCGGACAAGUAUCGACUGGUAUGGGAGACGUGUUACGCAUCGACGGUGAACUAUACAUCGCGUAUUCGGUCGUGAUCAUUUUCAAGCUCAAUGGCUACUCUGACGGCCGAGGGGAACUUCGCAUCGAUCCCAGGGACAUCGAGGUCAACAAAGACGCGGGGGCUAAACAGAUCAAGAGUAUCGAAGAAUAUGAGGAGAAGAAGGAUUAUGUAGAUCCUAGCAAAUUAGGCAACUGCAAAAAGGUGGUCGCCGAGGCCAUGGGCAACGAAAAUGUCACCAUUGUUCCUAGGAAGGAGGCCCCUGUCCUCGAGCCCGUCUCGAGCAAUGAUGUUGACACCAACGAGCCGGUCUCCAAGCCUGUCCCGAACCAGGACGUUGACACCAACGAGCCAGUCCCGAGCCAGGAAGUUGACACCAAGCCGUUCUCCAAGCCUGUCCCGAACCAGGAAGUUGACACCAACGAGCCAGUCUCCGAGCCAGUCCCGAGCCAGGAAGUUGACACCAGGCCGUUCUCCAAGCCUGUCGGCUCGCACAAAUCAAGUUGUGGCCCGAAAGUCGGAGCUGGAAGUCAAGGCAGCACUCCCGACGGUGCUAACAAAGGCGCUACUACCGUCGAUGAGAGGCCGAAGCCCAUGACGGAGGAUUUGGGCAGCAUCUAUUCCGAUGACAAGGACAAUGCCAACACCGGCAGCGGCGCUAGCCAUGACGGUACUACUCCCAUCGAGGAGGGUGCUGAGAACACACAUCCUAGCGGCGUCUCCAACGGCCAGGGCGAUGCCGACGAGCACGUCGCCCCCGAUGACAGUACUAUUCCCGUCACCCAGGAGGACGCCGAGAACAAACACCCUGACAGCAUCUAUUCCAAUACCGAGGACAAUGCCAGCACCGGCAGCGGCGCUACCCACGGCGCCGCUCCCGUCGAGAAGGUCAAGCCCGUCGACAGCAUGGCCCCGCCUCAGGCUAUCUGUCCACCUUGUGACUGCAGAAAGUAG